AUGUCGAAAUCUUCUGUCGCCGAUUAUGCGCCGAUGGUGUCUUCUGGUUUCAAUAUGAUCGGAAAUAUCGUUGGAAGUAUUUUCGGUCAAAAAGUUCCACCGCCUCAGAUUCCUCCACCACCACCUCCACAGCCACCCAUUAUGGUUCCGGUACCAGGACCUCCAGGACCUGCAGGAGAACCGGUAACAAUUAUUGAAUACAGAACCCAUCCACCACUCCCGCCACCAACUGCUGCUCCGGAGACGUUGACCUACCUUGGUAUCAUAGCUAUUGUCCUAUGCGUUCUCUUCUUGCUUGCAUGCUCCGCUUCUGGCAUCGGAUUCUUCUUCUGGCAAAGUCAAAAAGCUGAAAAAGAAAGAAGAUCCAACGAGAGAACAUCCAGUGAUAGUUAUAUGGAGAGUGGUGGACGUAGACGACGUCGUGGAAGUCGUUCGAGUUAUAGUGGAACGAGUGGAACACGCACUUCCAGAAGCACUCAUGGCCGAACGAGAGGAAGAUGA
This is a messenger RNA of Caenorhabditis remanei, 501 nucleotides long. RefSeq lists its product as uncharacterized. The record is from RefSeq and is a predicted model, not a curated record. The transcript has 2 exons. NCBI's taxonomy places the organism in Eukaryota, Metazoa, Nematoda, Chromadorea, Rhabditida, Rhabditidae. The coding region runs from base 1 to 501 and encodes 166 amino acids.